AGCAGCAGCAGUGGCGGCGAGCAGCCAAACAAGCUGUACGACGGUGAUCGCGCGAGCCAGUCCGUGUUGUACGCUGGCUUGUCGGAUCGCUGUGCGGAGAAAUGCUACGACCGUCGUCCGUGUAGUGUGGGCCACAUCGUCGGGUCGUCCGGCCAGCAGCGACGGAUAUGGGCGGCCCGCUGCGCAAGCCGGAGAUCGUUUGCGGAUUCCAGAGACCGCCUGAACUGGACCCGUGAGAGCCCUUUUGAUUUCGGGCGCCGCUCGACACCGUCGGCAGUCGAGCGCGGCCCAACAUGUUGCUCAAAGAAUACAGGAUCCCGCUGCCCUUGUCGGUCGAGGAGUACCGGGUGGCGCAGCUCUACAUGAUCGCCAAAAAAAGCCGCGAAGAAAGCAAAGGAGUCGGAAGCGGUGUUGAAAUCAUGGUGAAUGAGCCAUACACUGACGGACCAGGAGGCUCGGGGCAAUACACCCACAAGAUUUAUCACAUUGGAAGCCACUUGCCUGGCUGGUUCAAGGCUCUGCUUCCGAAAUCGGCCCUGACUGUGGAAGAGGAAGCAUGGAAUGCGUACCCUUACACCAAGACUCGCUACACGUGCCCGUUCAUCGAGCGCUUCUACCUUGAAAUCGAGACCAAGUACUUUGCCGAUGCUGGUGAACAGGAAAACGUGUUUGAGUUGUCGGGAGCAGAACUGCGCAACUUGCAAGUUGACCUUAUCGACGUGGUUAAGGACCAGCUGACUGGUUCAGACUAUGUGCGUGAGGAGGACCCGAAGCUGUACGUCUCGGCCAAGACGUCACGAGGUCCCCUGGAUGAUGACUGGAUUCAGGCCUACCUUGACCACCGGCAGCUGGGGACGCCGGCGCCCCCACCUGGCGAUGGGACCAUCAUGUGUGCCUACAAACUUUGCCGAGUGGAAUUCCGCUACUGGGGCAUGCAAAGCAAGAUUGAAAAGUUCAUCCACGACAUAGCGCUGCGCAAGACGAUGCUGCGGGCUCAUCGGCAGGCGUGGGCCUGGCAGGACGAGUGGGUGGGGCUCACCAUGGAGGACAUCCGGCAGAUUGAGCGCGAGACCCAGGAAGCCCUGGCGCGCAAGAUGGCCGUCGACCAGGUCAGCGAAGAAGGGGAUGAGGACGAGGCCCUGGCUCACUCCUGUUCGGCCGCCUCCAUCCCCAAGGUUGACCUGAAUGUGAUAGACAAGGAUAAGGAGGUGACGGUUGGCGAGCCCGUGAAGCCUGCUAGUCGGGCACGUUCCAAGAGCCGCAGCCCGCCACGCCUGGUUAGGAGCCCUGAGCCAGAGCCGUCUCCACCCCUGCCCAUUGCCAGCCCCAAGCCAGCCGAUGGCAGGGGCCAUGCCCAGGGACCCCGUAAGUCUUGGGUCCGCAGCAACUCGAAAGGAGCCCUCCAUUCGCCCAGUGGAAGCUCCACACAAAGUUUUGACCUGCAGCUUGCCAACUGGAGGAUGGAGAGUAUCGUUCGUGAAUCGGACAGCAGUUCCAAUGAAGAGUUCUUUGACUGCCGAGACAUCUGUGGUACCGAGGACUAUGGUUUUAGUCCAAUGACCAAAUGGAGUUCCCUGGAAAUGGUCUCUUCAGAAAAUGAGAAAGGUGGAAUUUUUGGUGGAGCAUCCACGCCUGAUGAGGACAGCAUAUUCAGUGCCUCCCACAUCCGGCGGACGCAUGCGGUGAGCUUCGGCCGGUCGGCGUCCACGACGGGUGCCUCGACGUCCCUGUCAGAUUCUCCGACAGCAUCGCCGGGACACCAGGCGGGAGUUUCCGCUACACCCUGCCCAACCUCAGUCCUCGUGCUGGUCCUCCACGCUGGCAACGUGCUGGACUCUGGCGCCGAGGGCAACACCCCAAAGACCGCUGACGUGGCCACAUUCCGGGGCGCCAUGGAUUCGGCCAUUCGGCAGCACUACCCGACCAUGCUGGGUCGUGUCGCCUUGCGCCUCGUGAGCUGUCCGGCCCCCUGUGCUGAGGCCUUGGCAGUUCUCUCCAACCUGAGUCCCUACAGCUUUCAAGCAUCACCGUCGGCAGUCGAUGGAGGCGCUUUCCGCCAUCAGGACUCGAUACCUCUGGGUGCCCUUCCGCUCUUCGCAGUCUCCUCGCCCGAUUUCCCAGACCUCGUGUCGCGAACUGUUUGUGCAGCCAACCAAGCCUACCACGACUUCCUCAAGUCUGAGCAAGGGCAAGGCUUUGCAGGACAGGUCGCACUCAUUGGGGACAGCGUUGGCUCCAUCUUGGGCUUUGAUGCACUCUGCCGUGCGGCCCAGAUGAGUAGCCGUUACGGCAGUGAGAACAGCAUCAACGAAGAGACUCCUGGAGCUGCCCCACGUCCCAACCCGCUCAUCUCCAUCAGCGAUGGCAGUGGCAACGAAGAUGCAGAGGACUCAGGUGGAGCGGUGGCGGCAGCUAGUAGUGGCGGUGCUUCCGCAGCUCAGGGAACCCCUUCGCGCAGCUAUCGCAAGUCUGCAUCUCACCCACCAGAUGCAGCUGCGGCAGCCGCUACUGCAUCUGAAGUGACGGGCAUCGUGGAGGGAGCAGCAUCUUUCCAUAGACUACUGAGUGCCCCUCCUCCUCGGCGCUCCAGUUCGUGCUCCAGCGAACAGGGGGCCCACGGACGAUUUGAUUUCGAAGUGUCCGACUUUUUCAUGUUUGGCUCUCCCAUAGCGCUGGUGCUGGCUUACCGCAAAAUGCUCUCAUUCGAUGACAAGAACGCUCCCCUGCCACGACCACAAUGCUCUCAAGUGUACAACCUGUUUCACCCCACCGACCCUCUGGCCGCACGCCUUGAACCCUUGCUGAGUGCUCGAUUUUCUCAGCUGCCACCUGUAAACGUACCUCGGUAUCAAAAGUACCCACUCGGUGAUGGGCAGCCAAUCCACUUACUGGAAUACCUGCAGAGCCACGCCCACAUCUUUGUGGAAGGGCUGCCCCCGUCGUCGUCUGGCUACGCCUGCAUGGGGCGGCGAACCAGCGAAGCCAGCAUCUCAAGCACUGUCUCGGGCGUCUCAGAGGCCUUGCCCCUCAGCACUGUCACUUCAUUGACGCAGAAGUGGUGGGGCAGCCGACGCCUGGACUUCGCACUCUACUGCCCGGAGGGCCUAGCUAACUUCCCGCCACAUGUGCUGCCGCACCUGUUUCAUGCCUCCUACUGGGAGUCUAUGGAUGUGGUUGGCUUGCUACUACGGCAACUGCUUCGCGGAGGGUGUGGCGUCGCGGGCGGCCUUGAUGGCGGCGGAGGAGACGGGGUCGCUGCUGGCACACUCGAUCGAGACCUGGCACCCUUCGUGCCGGGACAGCCCCGUGAGAAGUGGCUCCGCAAACGCACCUCCGUCAAAAUCAAGAAUGUGGCAGCCAACCACAGGGCCAACGACGUUAUUGUGAAGGAGGGUGAACCACAGGUGCUGACGGCACGUUUCAUGUAUGGACCUCUGGACAUGGUGGCUCUGUCGGGUGAAAAGGUGGACGUGCACCUGAUGCGUGACAGCGGGCACUGGACGCUGCUGGGCACUCAGCUAACCGACCGCAACGGACGGCUCUCCUUCAGCGUGCCCAAGGACCUGGGACUUGGAUAUGGGCUCUUCCCCGUCAAGGCCAUUGUGAGAGGUGACCACACAUCCAUCGACUUCUUCCUUGCUAUUGUGCCUCCAAAGACUGAGUGUGUGGUGUUCAGCAUUGAUGGCUCCUUCACGGCAAGCGUCUCGGUUUCAGGCCGAGAUCCCAAAGUGAGGGCUGGAGCUGUUGAUGUAGUCAGGCACUGGCAAGAGCUGGGCUACCUAAUCAUCUACAUCACGGGUCGGCCUGACAUGCAACAGCAGCGGGUGGUCUCCUGGCUUGCCCAGCACAACUUUCCCCAUGGUCUUGUUUCUUUUGCUGAGGGACUCUCCACUGAACCUCUCAGGCACAAGCUCAGCUACCUACGACACCUGCAAACACAUGCGGAGAUUGUCUACCACGCUGCUUACGGCUCUGCCAAGGACAUCGCAGUCUACUCUGCACUCGGCAUGGUGAAAGAGCAGAUAUUUAUUGUCGGAAAAGUUUCCAAGAAACAACAAUCCCUAGCCACGGUACUCUCCGAAGGCUAUGCGCUUCACCUGACGGACUUGAAGAGUCCCGGCCUGCCGCUGUGCCGGCCGGCCCAGGGCAAUGCCCGCAUGGUUCUGUCACGUGGCUGCUUUGGGCUGCCUGGCCAAGGUCUCUCUGGUCCAGCCAGUGCUUUGAGGCGACGACGCUCGGCCAAGCGAACAACUUCUUACCCACUGUCAGCCUCGCCGGCGUCCCCAGGCCCUUCUUCCACCUCUGGUGGUGCCCUCAAGACUGGCUCGGGCAGCAGCAAAGUGUGAGCGUGUUUCGUCACUGUGAGUCGUGGUCGUCACAUCUCCUCAUCAGUUCAUCACCAUAGGUUUGAGCUGGACCAUGCUUCUGAGGCACCCGAAGAGCACACCUCUGGCUAGAAAGAACACCCUGUGUACAAGACUGUUGCCGUCACCCAAUAUGCCAUGUUUCUGCACCGCCACAGUUGUUUUGCCUUUCCACUCAAGCAACAUCUGUAGGAUUCACCGUCGCCUUUUGCAAAAAUCUUCCCUGUUCCAGAAGAGGCAAGCUUGCUUCAAUACUUAUUGCAAAGUGUCACCUGCGUGGAAUGACCUCCGCACUACUUAUUGUGAGUUGAAGCAUCAGCUGUGAAGCUCGGCUGUGUAGUUGGAUGCUGGUAGGAAGGACUUGCAUGCCGGCUUUCAGUGUGCUAAAAGCUUGCUUUUCAAGACUGAUAGAUCAGGCAGCUUUAGCUAGCAGGACCAGCGUAGUUGGAGCCGCAGCGUCUGCAAGCUUUACGAAUAGACGAGAUGCACAAGGAAGGAGGUGCUUUGCAAGCAAGAUGUGCUGCAAGUUGGAUGUUGCAUCGUCGACUGUGCUGUAACACCAGCUGAGGGCUUUACGCAAGCACAAGUUGCUACAUGGACGCAUAGCACAGGACGAUGUGUGCCAACUGCACAUCGUCCUGCGCUUUGAGAACAAGAAGCUUUGCUGUACUUGGUGAACGUGCUUUGUCUACCACUUGAUGGUUCCUCGGUGGGAAGAUAAAGGGUUUCAGUGUGUGGCACCGUUUUUCCGUUACCUAUCAAGAUUACAAGUUAGAAACACUACCCGAACAAAGUGGUGUGAGAUAAGAUGCUUACAUCUAGCAACAGUAUCUUCGUCAGUGUACUGUGCUUUACUUACGUUUUGUGGCUUUCCCGAAGGGCUUGAUCCAUCUUGGCAACAGUGAGCACUGUCAUCAUUCCCGUUUUGCGAUGUCUCGGUGAUGCUUCGUCUGCACGAAGACACGGGAAAGAAUGUGUUGCACUCACGGCGGGGAAUAGGACGAACGAAGAAAGGAACCCUGCCUUCUUGGACGUAGGUUGUGAGAUGACCAUCUUUCGAUGGCCCAGUGCCACAAACAACACGUUCUGCGACCACUCCGUGUGAUGCCUAGUGGCAAAUGGUACCACACUUCGAUGUCAAGGCGAUGCCCUUGUUGUCACCGGUGUUGGUGUGGUUGGCAUGGAUUUAUUUUUUGCAGGAAGGUGCUCAGGUCACACUAUGUUUUUCAUCCCCAGCCCUUCCACGUGUGGCCUCCUUUUAGUGCAAAGCAUAGUUGGAAUGUGAGUAUGGUUGUUGACCUUUCGAGAGUGAUUUCUUUUUUCUUACCUUGAGAAGUGUGCAUGUCAAAUGCGGCACGUUUAGUCAAACCUUCUUGAGCAGCCCUAAAUGUUGCGUGUGGAAAAUGUAGAGAGCUCAUUGUACAAGAGGUGUCGAAUGUAAUGGUGGUGUCCUUAUAUGCGUUUCUGGCUGCCAGCUGUUCUGAGGAAAUUUUUUAUUGUUUGUUAUGAGGGUUAUGGCAGGUUUUCGUAAUUAAGUUGUUCACAGAGGAAGGAUGCUGUAGGUUUUCUUAUUGUGUCAUGCUAGUCAGAAAUGGCUAAACAGAAAAAUAAAACAGCAGGGGUACAAAUACAUGCUAGGAUGUUGGCAGGAUAGACUUAGUGCACCCGUCAGUGCUGUUCAGUGAUUCCAAGUGCUAAUGGAUGAUUGAUAAUUAGGAGAGACUAGUCUACUCACUUGAAGCCUAUGAAAGCCCACAGCAAACUCGGAUGCUUGUGUGAUCAGUGAUCACAUACAUGACCAUGGUCACAGGAUUAAAAAAAAGAAACGAAGUGCUUGAUAUCUUUCAAGGCAUUCUAUAUGAUACCGUUAAGCUCGAAAUACUGUUUGUUCAGAUACCAUGCUGUGCAAUGCCAAAGCCAAGUGUAAAAAAGGCACACUUUCUUUGCAGAUUUAUUCUAAAGUUUCUUGUUUUACAUGGUCGGUGCUGCAAGUUGUUCAAGCUACAUAAUCUACAUAUGCUCUCUCUCAACAAAUCUAGUCACUGUUUUAACUAAACAAGGAAUUGUUAUCAAGCUCCUUGUUACCACGUCCUGACUUCAUAUUCAGCACUUAUUGUUGCAACCAAACACAUGCACUCUUUUUGUUUUUUUAUGUUUAUGUACAAAAGCUAUUUUAAAAGUAUUGUUUACAUUGCCAGACAUCACAUGCACAACAGCACCUACUCUACUAACACGUGCCUAGCUAUGAUUAGUAUUGAACUGUGGCGGUUUAAGAUUUAAUCGUAUUUUGCGCAUGUCACCAGCAUCAAAAAACACCUGAAGUUUGCAGUCUUCAAAUGCUUAGCUGUACACAAAUUUUUCUUUACGUUGUGGUUUGGCUUCGUGGCAGGCUACCAGCAUUGCAGUGGAGAUCUGCUGUAGUGUGGUGCGGCUUCGUGGCAGUGCACAGUGUAGUGCCGUGAAGUUGCACUGCACUUCUACAGAAGGCAACAGCAAGGGCAUCAAUGAUUGUAAUGACUUGAGGCACAUAACAGGUUUUUUUUCUGGAGCUGUGGUUUGUGCUCAUAUUGGUGCGCAGUUUUUUUUUUUUUUUUUUUUUGUAUACAGAUUAAAGGUCCACUACUGGCUGGAUUAUAUGGGAGAAAACACAGUGUUUCUGUUCAUCAUAAAGUUUGCGCAACAAAGUUCCCUUCACUCUCAGGCUGUACAUCAGAAUUUUCAAAGAAUCCAUCUUUCUCCAGAGUCAAAUUAGAAUGACCAUUUCUUUUGAGUCCAAUCUUGUUGUGAAUGUUUGUCCAUAGGUCUUGCCAUCACCCCAGAAGUAUGACCGAAACCAUUACUACAACAGUGCAUGUUUUGUGCUCAUUUGUCAUAAGCACACAAAGAUGUUUAAGUGGGCAUUAAUACAGAGUGAAGUUAACCAAAUGUUGCAUUGCUCCAGGAGGCUAACACCUCCCAAAUAAAUCUAUGGCUCUGUUGCACUUAUGUACUUCUUGGAGGUGGCAUUGCUUAGUUUUUUACUCAUUCAUUAACUGCUUUGUAUUUUAAAGGUACUAGCCUGUUUCAAGCAUUCCAAAAUAUUUAUCGCUAAUGAUAGCGAUGCAAAAAAUAUGAAUGUAUAAGCCAUCAUUCUCGUAGUAUUUGCGACGGACACUUCUUAAAAACAAUGUGAUUUGUGAGAGCAAAUCACAUUGUUGCUGUGGUUACUGACCCAGCUUACUGGUCCUUUUAAUGUACAACGUUGUGUUGUAUCGGCCAAAGCAUGCUAAAGCUGAAGCCAAAAACAUGAUUGUGAGAUUUGUUCUCACGUGGAAUUUUGCACCCCAGCGUCACAUAUGCUGUAGAAUGAGGUUAUGACACACCUAUUUCGCAUUACCUUUUCCUUGCUAUUGUAGGCUGUGCUAAAAGCAGCAGGUGCCAUAAAUUCACGAUAGUUCAAACUUGGAUAAUGUGCAGUUCAGGUUAAUUCAAACAAAUAUAACAAUUUUGGUUGCAUUCCUACCCCACAGCGUGUGAAAUCUGCAAUGUUUGUCAGGGUGGAGGUUCAGCCUUGUCAAUGUAUUAUUUCUGUAGGCUUAUGUCUUUCCUGUUUGUUAAUGUAGUUUUGCAUUAUAAACCUACGAGCACGUCAAAUUUUUUGUCUUCCUAGGGCUGGUGCGUAUGGCCAAUAAUGGCUAAUUAAAGUAACAUUUAUGGGUCAUAAAUAUCCGAAACAUACCUUCAGGCUACUGUGCAUGUCGAUGGAUGCCAUCAAAUAACGCGCCUUUUAUGUGGUGCCAUUACACAAAUACAAGUGUUUAAUGGGUACAACAGCUGUAUACCUGUUCUGGCCGUAUACUAUCUGUUUGUAUGUGAUUUGGUGUACCUGUUCUUGCAAUAAGCCAUACCUAUAUUUCGAAACAUACUUUAUGCAGCUUCUAAUAAUUGAAGAAAUUCAAGAAGUUUCCUGGGAGCUUGAACUGUAUUACAACGUAGUUAAAGCAUAUUUGCAUUCUGCUUAGUUAACAGACAGUCUUUCUUAGCACGAUAACGGAAUGCAUGCAUCCUCUUUAAAGUACCAUGUUUGUUCCUUUGUUGCAUUCCUUGAAUUUUGUUGUAAAUUUUGUGUGCUGUAUUGAAAAAAAAAAAAAAAAGAACUCUACUCCACGCUAGUUUUUUUCACAGGCUCACUCUGUUUUCAUGGUUGUGAAUGGAACCCGUGGGUGUUUGUUCCUUUCCCGAUGCGGGUGUUUAUUACUUUUCCUUUUCUAGCACUUUUUGCAAGGCUACAAAUGCUUGUGUACUGAAUCCUUAUGUGCGAGUAUUACUAGCAUUCUGACUGCCAUGACUUUUUAGCCAUGCCUUCUAUCGCAGUGUGCCACAUGUCCAAUUCUAAGAGACCACCAAAUGUUAUACAGCACUGAAUAUUUUUUUCUUGUGUUUUUUAUCUGUUGCUUUGUUUGAGGUGAAACCUUGUUUACACGUUUUAGAUGAGUUUAUUGUUAAUUAACAUGAUUGCAAGGGUCCUAAGGCAUCUUAUGAGAACUUGUAUACAAGUGCUCCAUAACUUGAGAGACGUUACAAUGUUUUGUUCUUCUUUUUGUUUGCUUUUAUUGUUUGUUUGCUCUGUUAUGUGCAGUCACGAGAGAUUAUACAAUGAAACAUUUUUUUUUUCAUUAAUUUAUUUAAUGGUGCUGUCCUAGAAACGGUGUGGAGCUGUGAGUUCAGUGUGUCGUUUAAACUGUGUAAGCACUGACUUGUUCUUCAGUUCGUGUAACAAAGACCACUCUUUUUCUGUUGACUGCUAUGUCAUUUGUAAGUGUACUUGUAUGCACUGUGCGUGUUGACUUCCUAGCAUGUCUAUUAUUGCUUUUUUUUUUUCUCCCUUUGCUGGCACCAUGAUCCACAUUUUUGUGAGCUGUUUCUUGCCUCAUGGAUGGGAUGGAUUUAAGGAUGCAUAAGAGAGGGGUGUCUCUUCUCCCUUACUUUUCAGACGCCACUUUAUCCUGUUGAUCGGAAACUUACUUUCACCACAUUUCUUGCACCUUCAGAAUUAUAGAAAGUGUACAGCUGCACAGAAUAUUAAGAAUUUUCAAUUCUUUAGUGAGUUUUGUCCAGUUUUCAGAAUGUAGACUCUAUACGAAAACUCACUACAGGAACAUCAAAUACGAGAACAUCAAUUAUUGCAUGUAUUGAAAAGCUUGAAAAGCACUUAUCCAGCCACUUGAAAAUUAUGCCUGGUACGUGACAUUGUCAAUAACAAUGAAAAAAGUGAACCCGCUACAUACAACAUACUGACACCAAGCAAAAACACCCACUCAUUUUACUGAAACAUUUUGCACAUGUUAUCCAAAAUUGCAGCACAAUUCCAAUCAUAAGUGUUUCAAGAUAUAUGCAACACAUCUUAAAUAUCAUUACUUUCAUCAGUGCUUUUGCUGUUGAUGCACUAUUUUGAUGUACACAAUUGUGUACAAGCGUCUGAAAGGGUUAAGCAAAUUCACGUGCUUUCUAACAUGUAGACGCUACACCCAUUCUCAAGAAGAAACAAAAAAAAACUUGGGGGGAGGAAUGGGAGGUGAAUUCUUAUAGCUGAAUGUAGGCAGCCCAUGUGCUUGUGAAUACGGGCUGUCAGCAUUUGAGCUGUUGUCACAAUGAAGGCUGAUGUACUGCACAUAAUAAACAAUCACAGGGGAACAGAAAGGCACUUUGUUGCACCGUUCCAAUAGCAGCAGGACCAAUAGCUCUGCUAGUCGUCUGAAAGAGUCAGUGUUAAGUGUAGUGCAGUGAUUUAUAGACAGACUUAUCUGAAAAUAGGAAAUAAAAAGUAAUAGAGGUGAGAAGUGUAGCAUUUUUUGAGGAAGACACCAGGACUCUCAGUUUAAGAAUUAAACAACAACUUGGAAUGGUUCACUACUGAACUCGGUGGUAAAUAUUUGUCAUUGGAGAUGAUGCAGACACACACAAAAAAAAAAACAAAAAAGACUGAGGAGACAGAAGUUCUUGUGUACCUUUGUGUUCUUUGCUUUUCCUCACCCCAUCUAGACCGUAAGCUACUACUAUACUGUAUUUGUGUAUAAGCAAGCAGGUAUCAUAUAUAAUCGAACAUAAAUUGGAUACAACUGUUGGUUGGCCCCUUAGAUGUGAAAGUGAAAGAAACAUUUUUAGUUGUGGGUUGGCCCUCAUUUGUAAGGAAACUGCAGAAAAUUGAAGAUGACGAAGCUUUAUUUGGUGUGCAUUUUUCACAGCAUCAAAGAGAUUUAGGUUGCAGCGAGUUCCCUUAGUGAUAGUUUCCACCCUCAAGGUAGAUGCCAGUCUCAUCUGAAAUUCAGGGGUGGUCACUGACACUGGUACACAAGGUCGUGUGCAGACUCAACUCAAGCCGGACCUUUCCUGAUCACAUUUAUAGGUCAGCACACCUAUUCUGAAGGAGCAAUUCUGGCAGGCUUCACAAUGAAUGUUCAUACAAAUAUUAUGUUGAACUGAAAUUAAGGCCUCCCCUUAUUUGCUCACACUACGUUAGACGACUGGCAACAGGGACGACACACUUGAAAAUUCCCAGAAUGGAAUUUUUAAAACUUUAAUUAAAUUUUUUUAAAGUACCACCAAGCACAAAAUGUGUUGUUGCUAGAUGUAGGUCUCAAUAUUCCUCGUAGGUACUUCAGGAUAAAUGAUGCUUUGCUCUGUCCUAGUUAUGGGCAAUACUUCCAGCAAAAAAAAUUGCUGAGGGACACGUGAGGAAUUCAGGGUAGUGUUAGAAAUUUCAUACUCGAUGGUCCUUUUAAAAAAGUUUAAUUUAAACACAUUCCAUUCUUGGAAUUUGCAAAUGCUUCGUCCCCAUUGCCAGUCGUCGAACGUAGUGUGAGCAGAAAUGAAGAGAGGCACAAAGAAGACACACACAGCAAUGUACUUGAAAUAAAAAAAAUGCUUUGCAGGUUUUUUGUUGCAGUGGUCAGUAUAAAAACCUCUCCACCUGCAAAAUAAAUGUUUUGUUGAAAGUACAGUGCUGUGUGCCUCUCUUUGUCAGAUUUCCGCUCUGUUUUCCUGUUCACCGUUAGCUGGUCUUGUGAUGAUGAUGAAACUCCUGAAAUUCAUGCAGUGUCAUCAUUGUUUCAUCUUAUUUUAUUGUUGCCAUGCCACCUUGAUGAUGGUGAUGGCUUUUUGGCAUGGCAUGUGGAUGGACAGGUCCAGCGCUGCAAGAACCCAUUAUAGCUAUCACUGUGGAAAAAAAAGACAAAAACAAAAAAACAAAGAAGUUAUAUGUUCAACAUAUAUUCAAACACAUGUGGGAAGGCCCUUUUUGCUUUUUGUACCUGAGAAUUAAUGUCACUUGAGACUGCCUCCUCCGAUGUAUUGCCAUAAAUCCAUCUCAACCUGUUAAUUCAAGGGUAAAGGGGGCACUUAAACAGACACUGAAAUUUUGUUAUGGGAUCCACUAAUGUGUCAAAGGAACACCGAAAGUAGUGUGAAAAGCCUCAUUUCUGUUCGGUGCCUCCACACUAUAUUUUUUAGACGUGCUUGUCCGAACUGCACUUUUUCCUCCGUCAGUGUUUUUAUGUUUUUCUGCCUUGCCUUGCCCUCUCCGCUAGAUGCUCAAACUAUAUUGUGAUAUUAAGUUAGGUUGCCUUUCUUAUUUAUGUUAGCACCAACACCUCACAGAGAGCCACCUGUUGAAUAAUAUCCCUGCGACACAAAUGGCUCAACUGGCAUAAUUACAAAACCAUGGUCUAAUACCGUCGAACCUCGCGAUAAAGAAGUUGCCUCCAACAUGAAAAUACCUUCAUUAUAGGUAUCUAAUAUUUGUUACAAGCAUAUAUUUGUUGGAUGCUGAUAAUGGCAGGAAACAUUUUAGAUUUACUUUGAUCAUUUGUUGUGUCAGUGUUCCUUAUGCUGAGGUUAACUGCACACUAGGAUAGGUUAAAAAACUGUGGAGGCUGUCCAUACAGAGCAAGAGCUGCAGCUGUUAGUGAUAAUUGUGACUUGUUGGGUGAGCACAAGAAAAUGGUGGCAUUUGGGCUUUAUGCACCCUUGGACAUACCAUUUGACAUCAAGAGCUUUAUUAUAAUUAUGCUUAGUUACACGGGUUUUUGUUGCAUAGAGAGAGAGAAAUAAUGACAGGGUUUACAUGGUGAUCAUGGAUGCAUAUGCAAAAGGACCCCAAAAGCACGCUCAUUGUCUUUGCAUUGUUCUCGCGGAGGAUUUAGCACUUUCUUGUGGUGCAGAAUCUGUCUUAAUAGCGUGAUGGUUACCCCUUAUUGACCACAGAGGAACAGAAGCGAAUGUUGUGCUGCUUCGAGAAAGAAGGAGUGGCUGUGGCUGUUUUCUUGGCUAUUCGCGUUGCAUGUCAAAUGAAUUACUUGUGACUGUCGUAGACGAAAAGUGGCUGCAGUGGUCGGUAUUACUUUGCAGAGCUACCAGUCAUGUCAAAGUCUGCAGCUGCCAGUGAGAAUAGAACCUUCGGAGUAUGCUGUCUUUGUUAGUUUAUGUGUGCUUGAUUGGCUUCAGAUACUGAGGGUGUCAAGCAUACAUUCGUAGCCAUUGGUUGGCAUUCUGAAAGUUGCUGCGAUUACAUAAAGGAAAGACAGUCUGUCCACCAGAAUGGCCUGAGAAUGUUACUGGUUCUCUGAGAUGGACCUUGUAAACAGCUUGGUUAAAAGUACGGCAAGAACAUAUGGUUUGCUCGAUGGGAUGGUCUUGCGUGAAGCCAUGAGGACAAUCGCAUAGGAAAGUAAAGCAAACUGUUUUUUUCUUAGUUACAGAAAUGUUGCUUUGUCAGUAUGUCAAAUUGCAUUUAGUAUUAUAUAUGCUGCCUAUUUCAGUUAAGCCAUUAAACCAUUUGGAAUGGAUGUUCACGUGGGGAGAGUUACUGAAACUGCCUAGUGCACUCCAUCAUGUUUGCUAAUAGAAUGUGGUUAAUUGUGAGCGAAUAAUAUGCAAAGUACUUUAGGCACAUUGAUUAAAGGCACCAGUGUAGAUUGCAGUAUAAUAUGGUACUAUUAGUGUGGCAUGACUAGCACUAGGCAGAAAAGUUAGUACAUGUGGAUCUUCAAGGUGCUUCGUUGGUAUGGUGCAAUGUAUAAUGUAGCUUCCACUGGUAGCUCGUACUUGUACUAGCAUGCUGGUUGGAGCACUAGCUGAUCGAUGGUGUGGCUGCAUAGGCAUGUAUAAACAGCUGCGCACUAUUCAAUAUGUACACCUUGACAGGUACGUCUAUGGAAGCCUCAUGGUUAUUUGUAGCAUAGGGUGGGCUGUAAGUUGGUGUGAUGAGAAUGUUGAGUGUUGUAACAUUCUCCAACUCUUCUCUGCAGACGCUAGAGACAGCAAGUCACUCAAAGCGGCGAGUUUUUGCGCUGGCUUUCUAACAAGGUAUCUUCGUUCAAAGCUGUGUGCACGUGUUAGUGUUGAAGCUGUUAGCUGUCGAGUUCAUUAAGGUCGUUCCUAAAACUUUUUUGGUUGUCUUUGUCGUCGUUUUGCACAAUGCAGGUCAGUGUAGCGUACCGCUGUGGCUUAUGACGGUAGACACGAACAAACGCUUGAAGUGCCCAUUCCGCUAGUCCAAGGACAUCAGCUUGGCAGGCCUGCCAAGCACAGAUGACUUUCAUAGUCUAUUAUAGCCCUUAGGCAUGAACACACUACGCGCUGGUGGUUAUACCCUUAACCAACAUUACACUGCUCUCAUGUUUCUAGACAAGGCAUCUAAGUGUAUAUACCAUCACAUGUCACUACCCGUGUGAUGAGCAAAAGAGGCCUAGCUUUUUUUCCAUUACCAUUCCCAGCUGUUCUUUGCAUAGUUUUUUUGUUGUUGUUGAGGUUGUACCUUGUGUAUGUCAUUGAAGUUCAAUUAAUAUAUGAUGCAAUUAAUGCAAUGACCAUUUCUGUUCACCAAGAACUGCUGUCACCUGAAUUGCACGUGCACCUGAGACCUUAAUAUAUAUAUAUCGGCUCCUAAGCAGACAGUUUAAGGGCCAAGCGUGCGCAGAAUGCUUGGACAAGCACUAUUGAGAAAAUUCCGAAGCUUUGAACAUAGAGUUUACUUUUACCAUCUGUUUGGAAUGUGUUCCAGCACAACUGUGUUCCUCAUCAAUAACGGAAAUGUUUCAAUGUUGGUGUGUGUAAGUGUUGUGAUCACACCUGUUCUCCCUUGUAUCCCUGCCCUCUUUUCUUUGUUCAAUGUUGAUCCAUGUUUCCAAUAUUCUUAAGGUAAAUAACUCUUGCCAUAAGUGCAAGUUAAAAUUUGCAUUAGUUUGCCAGGCAUUAAAUUUGUUGCAUGGGUGAUUAUCUGACCGCUAGCCUUAUUUACCAGGCAAUUGCAUAAUGUUUACUGUGACUGGCAAUUCUUUAGAUUUGACAGUUAGUGCAGUGACGCCCAGUGUUGGUCUUGGUUACUGCUGUGCACAGUAGUUUUCCAGAAAUUGAAAAAAAGAAAAGAAAAUUGUGCAAAGGAACACUACGUAUGGUUAACGUGCACUUGCUGCCAAUAUUAAAAGUAUCAAUGGUCAAUGUGCAGACAACAAAAAAAGUUUGAUGGAUACAGGUAACGAUGAGCAAAACAUUAUUGUUGGCCGCUUCAACCAAAACCACCAUUCACUGAACUGCAUUUGUUCAGUGAACAGCUAUUUCCUGUGUGAAAAAAAACAAAAAAAAAAAAAAAAACAGACAGUGUGUUCGAGACAACACUGCAAUCUUGCACCUUGUUGCUUUAAUUGCCAUUCUUAAUUUGUCUAUAUUGCUUUUCAAAGCCUAUCAUAUCACCCUUCCUUCCUUCUCGGAAGCUCCAGCCCUGCUCGUGCAGUGUGCACGAGCUUGGCAUGCGAGCAACCUCGCACUAUUCAUUGGAUCAAAAUUGUUGAAGCUGUACAAGUUUUACUGUUUCAAAGCAACAGCAGCACCCUGUUGUACUGUACACUGCUGGGUAUGUAGCCCUUUAAAACACCGCUGCCUUCAGACGCAACCGCACGUCUCUGUGCAUCCCGUGUCUACAGGGCACUGUUUGUUGCGCACUCCUGGACACUCUGGGGCCACCCACAGGACUGUGUCCUAGAGUGCUUGUGGAAGGAUGGAGAAGGACACUGUCCUACUAUCUUGUCUGUCUGUGCAUGUCACGCUCUCCCUUCUCACGUGCAUAAUUAACUCUGUGUGUGUAGAUCACCAAACGAGGAGGGAAGCGGGAGAAGUGUACCGCUCCUCGUUUGCACCCGAUGCCGGUGGUGCAUGUUUGACAUUGCACAGUUUGGCUCCAGUGUUUUCUUCCCCCUGUGUCGCUAUAGGCAUGAUUUGCUGUCAAAAGUGGGAAAGAUGAUGAAAGUUUAAUUUUUUAUUUACAAAAAUAAAAAAAAGAGA
Messenger RNA from Dermacentor silvarum, 15680 nucleotides. RefSeq names its product protein retinal degeneration B-like (gene rdgB). Gene Ontology annotation, biological process: phospholipid transport. Gene Ontology annotation, cellular component: cytoplasm. Gene Ontology annotation, molecular function: phosphatidylinositol binding; metal ion binding; phosphatidylcholine binding. The record is from RefSeq and is a predicted model, not a curated record. NCBI's taxonomy places the organism in Eukaryota, Metazoa, Arthropoda, Arachnida, Ixodida, Ixodidae.